CCCUCUUUCCCUCUUUCCCUCUCUAGUUUCGUCUCAUCCCUCAUUUUUUUAAGAAUAUAAUAUAGGUAGGAGAUGGCAAGAUUAAUAGUAAAAAUUUUGUAAUUAAAAUUUCCUUUUCCAGCUACUAGUAGCCUACUACAGCUCUUAUUUUCCGUCUUUGCUUGCUAAUGCAUUUUUAAUCUCUCUCUCUCUCUCGCUGUCUGUGCAUUUCAUCUCUGUCACUCGCACAGCUUCCUUUCUCUCUCUUUCUCCCUGGCUCUAACGCUAUAAUGGUUUUGUUAAUGCGAAGUAGAAACCAUUUUCCAAAACCACUAGCGGUUUUCCGAUGUUGAGAAAUGGGGAAAACAGCGAGGUGGUUCAGGAGGUUGUUGGGUGGGAAGAAAGAAGGGAAGACACAGUCGACUGAUGAGAAGCAGGAGAAGGAGAAGAAGAAGAAAUGGAGCUUCGUCAGAUCUUUCAAGGGUAAGGACAAAGAUAGGACUACGUCUACUCCGCAGCAUGUGAAUGGGGGUAAUGAUGAUAGAAAGGGAUCUUACAGAGGGGAAUCGCCGUCGUAUGCCGGAAACUAUCACGCCGGAUCCGUUGAAGAUCAGAAUAAGCAUGCUAUAGCUGUUGCUGCCGCUACCGCUGCUGUGGCAGAGGCUGCGGUGGCUGCGGCUCAAGCAGCUGCCGCUGUUGUCAGGUUAACCAGCAGUAGUGGCCGUUGCUCUUCGACCUAUGGGAAUGUCGGCAAACAUGAGGAGUGGGCCACUGUUAAGAUUCAAUCUUCGUUCCGAGGCUAUCUGGCGAGGAGAGCUUUGCGAGCAUUGAAAGGUUUGGUUAGACUUCAAGCACUGGUGAGGGGCCACAUUGUGAGAAAAGGGAUGGUAGAGAAUCUAAGGUGUUUGCAGGCAUUGGUGAGAGCUCAGGUGAGAGCUCGGGCGGAUCGGACCCUUAUUUCAGAAUCCCGGCACCUGACGUCACAUACUAAUACUAGCCCUACAACCCCUGAGAAAUAUGAACACUUAAUUCGUGCCAACAGUGCCAGACACGAUCGGUCAUCACCCCUCAAGAGGAGCAGUUCGAGGCCAAGUAGCAGGGAUGGCAGUGAUGUGGAUAGGACACGGUUUGCAGCAAAGAAUCAACCUGACCAUCGGUUGGAUGAACGCUCAUGGAACCAUCAUUGGCAGACUUCAGUGAAAACCAUGCCCGCCGAUGAUGAGAAAGGUGACAAAAUCCUGGAAAUUGAUAUUGGGAAGCCACACUUGAACUCAAAACGAAGGAACAACUUAUUUCACUUAUCCAAGUAUGCCAACAGUCACAGCUUUUCCACAUUGGACUCUCCUUCAAGAGACUCAGCGACAGCUCAACUAUCAGCUCGAAGCUUAGCUUCUGGUGAAGUCCAAUCAUUGAGACGUUUUGAAUACAAUCAUGAGGUUGAUGACACAUCUUAUUGCACAGCCGAUUACAACAGCCCACAAUAUUUCUCUGCAACAUCAAAGCCUGGUAGUGCCAAGACUAAGAGUGAUUGCUCUCGAAGUUUCUUCAUUGGGUACUCAGAUUCCCAAAGCUUAUUCGGCGGGUACUCGGAUUACCCCAAUUACAUGGCAAACACAGAAUCCUUUAGGGCUAAGGUUAGAUCUCAGAGUGCUCCAAGACACAGACCUGAGCUUGAAAAGUGUAGUUCAACCAAAAGGUUUUCUGUUCUUCAUGGGUUUGGGGAUACCAAGUCAAGUAGUGCUCAGAAGGCAUCUGUGCUACAUGCAAACUUCAAGAACAAGGCAUACCCAGGUUCAGGCAGGUUGGAUAGACUAGGGAUCCCAAUUCACAGUGACUCAGUCAGCUUCAAUGGAGAUUACACCCAUAACAGAUACUAGAACUGUAUUAUGCGUGCUUGGACAUUUGGCUUGUCUGUUUAGUUUUUCCUCUUCAAAUCCUUUUUUUUUUUUUUUUUGGGUUUUCUUUGAAGGAUCGUGUAUUUCUAGAUGGUUUUUACCAUCCAAGGUUUAACAUAAUAUAAUAAUGGAUGGGUAUUUGACUUAA
This is a messenger RNA of Macadamia integrifolia, 2022 nucleotides long. RefSeq names its product protein IQ-DOMAIN 22-like. Lineage: Eukaryota; Viridiplantae; Streptophyta; Magnoliopsida; Proteales; Proteaceae. Bases 336 to 1856 code for a protein of 506 amino acids. The transcript has 4 exons. Gene Ontology annotation, molecular function: protein binding. The record is from RefSeq and is a predicted model, not a curated record.